AACCUUGUUGGUGUCCACGCCCCUGCUUCUACUCUAUGCAGCCUUAAAAACAAAAUACUGCUUCUGUGUGUUGCAAAAGUGACUGUGUCGGAGCAUGCAGAGAGGAGAGACGUGUCCAGUGGAAGCAGGUUCCUUGGACCCAAGUGCCUGCAUCUUAACAGGUCUAGAGACUCAGCACAUAUUAACGGGGGCUUCUCAGAUUGCUGUUAUGAAACACAAGUCAGAUUUAUGAUCUUUUUCAUACCCAACACGAUAUGCUAUGCUAACACUGCGUGUGACGGUUUAAUCAAAUCCAUUUGUUACCAGGAAGCUGAAAGGGGCCGCUGGGAUUUUAGGAUUACGGACAGAGUUAGGGAAGCAUGUGGCUUUGUCAUUCGCCAUCAUUUUGCACGUUCCCUCAUCCCUUCCCCCACCGCCUGCCUCCCUUGCCACGAGACCCUAGCUUCCCUAAGUGGCUUCACAAUAGUGGAUCCUGGGCCCUGUAAGCUGCUCACCAGAUCCAUGCUUGGGCCCCAAAUACAAGUGACACCCCUCUUCUACUUCCUGCUUGUGGGCUUGGUGCUCCAUGCGAAGCUGCAGCGGCUCAGGCACGCCUAAGUCAACUCAUGCAGAAACAGGAGAAAAGUUUUGGCAUACAAAUGCUCUCAGUUCAGCCAGACACCAAGCCGAAAGGUUGUGCUGGCUGCAACCGCAAAAUCAAGGAUCGGUACCUCCUAAAGGCGCUGGACAAAUACUGGCAUGAGGACUGCCUGAAGUGUGCCUGCUGUGACUGUCGUCUGGGAGAGGUGGGCUCCACCCUGUACACUAAAGCUAACCUUAUCCUCUGUCGCAGAGACUACCUGAGGCUGUUCGGUGUAACGGGAAACUGUGCUGCCUGUAGCAAGCUCAUCCCUGCCUUUGAGAUGGUGAUGCGUGCCAAGGAUAAUGUGUACCACCUGGACUGCUUUGCCUGUCAGCUUUGCAACCAGAGAUUUUGUGUGGGAGACAAAUUUUUCUUAAAGAAUAACAUGAUCCUCUGCCAGACAGACUACGAAGAAGGCCUAAUGAAAGAAGGUUAUGCACCCCAAGUCCGCUGAUCCAUUGAUAUCAUCCCAUAACAACACAAAGCACUACAUUCUUUUAUCUUUUUUGCUCACAUGUAUAUAAGAAUUGACCCAGGAACCUACUAAAUAGGGUAGUGGUAGGACAGCAGGAUGGCCAUAUGGAAUCAAAGGCGGACUGCAUCUCUAUGUAGUGAAAUUGCCCCAGUUCAAGAGUUGAAUGUUCAUUAUUAAAGAAAGAAAAGUCAUGUAUAUAUUGCUGGGUUUUUGCUUGCUAUUCGUUUUUGUGUCACUUGGCAUGAGAUGUUUAUUUUGGACUAUUGUAUAUAAUGUAUUGUAAUAUCUGAAGCACAAAUGUAAUACAGUUUUAUUGUGUUACCAUUUGUGUUUCGUCUGCUUCUUUGUAUUGUUGCAUUUAGUACAAUCAGUGUUUAAACUUGCUGGAUAUUUAUGCUUUCUGUGUCUACCAGCUAUUUUCAAUGAGCUGUACCUUUCUAGUAAGAAUUGAAGAGAAAACCUCACUGAUGACACACAGAUAAAGCAAGACUAUCAACAUUAGAAAUACAAAAAUAAAUAAAUAAACACACGCAGAGCAGUUAGUGACAUCCAAUUCUUAUGGCUACUACAGUUUGGUGUAUUCAUGUUCUCAUGAUAACCCCCUAUUUUCAGGGGACUAAGGAUCAGCUUUAAAAAAAUGAUAAAGAUUUCAUCUUAAAGCACUUUCAUUUUAUACCAACGUGCAAAGUGCCAUUUUUAGAAUCACUUUAACACUUAGUAAUGUCCUUUUAACAUCUGUUACUAUGUUCCUUACCUUCACUACAGAUUGAUUCUACUUUUCUUUUUUCAAUCACCCCCUAUGUGAACUAGUGCCUUUGGGUAGUAUGUAAACAUUUUUCCAAAGGGUUACUCUAAAUGAAAAGGUGUUGCCACAAUUAUGACAUAAUUUUCCAACUUUUAAAUUUCUUAUAAAAAUGUUGUCCAGGUUUCUCUCUAGGAGAUGGACUUAAUGUCUUUAUAGUUAAUGAAUUGAUGGCACUGAACGGACUUGAGAGUGAAUCAAGAGAAAUUAGGAUGAUACCAUUGAGACUAUGAUGGCAUUUGAGUCAGACAGUGAUCUGCUCACAGCAAUGUCAUUACAGGUAUAGAAUCUUAUAGAAGAGAAACAAAGGGUUCAUAAAAAGUUGAGAACUGUUUAGUGAUUAUGUAUUUCACCUGACAUUUACAUGUUCAGGACACUUUGAAUUUGGCAUGUAUCGCUUCCUCAGCCCCCAUGUUCUUUAUCAUCUUCCUACUCAGAUUAUGUAACACAGGCUAAAAUCUAACAUUUCAAUUUUUUAUGGUGAAGUGCUUUCCCCUUAUUUAAAUGAUAGCUGAUGAAGAAGAAUGUUCUAGAAACAGAAAAUGUGGGAAAUGAUUACUUAAAUUGCAAUUAAGGAAAUAAAACCAAGAAUAUAUGGUUCCUUCCUCUGUUCACACUUUGUUAUUUUGGUUUUGCAUUCUUUGAUAAAAUCAAUUUCCCACAAAUCCACUCCA
Molecule: messenger RNA, 2573 nt
Organism: Onychomys torridus (southern grasshopper mouse)
Lineage: Eukaryota; Metazoa; Chordata; Mammalia; Rodentia; Cricetidae
Gene: Lmo3
Product: LIM domain only 3
Exons: 4
Coding region: 606-1076 (156 amino acids)
Biological process (GO): positive regulation of transcription by RNA polymerase II
Cellular component (GO): nucleus
Molecular function (GO): transcription coactivator activity; DNA-binding transcription factor binding
Source: RefSeq, a predicted model, not a curated record